GUUUGUAAUUACUUCAGCUUUCUCUAGCUCUGAUAUGAUCUGUAUUCUUCUAAGUACCUGAUCUCCGCUCACUCUCGUCUCGUCAUAUGGGCGCUAUCGUAAACGUGAGACAGUAUGUGCUUUAUCUCAUGGCCACGCGGUAGUGUGUUGACGAGGCACGAGGUAUGGCGACGGUGCAUGCGUAUGGUGACUAGGGUUGAAGACUUGAAGAUCGACCUCGAUAAGCUCAACCCUACAAUCUGGAUGUCCGACUCGUGCCCGCCUGUUCCAUUCUUCGGCGUGUUCGCCUAAUGCAUCAUGCGGGAGAACACGCUGUCGUCUUCAAGACAUGCCCAUCAGAAAGUUUCAUUGCUUCGACGUCGGCGCUGAAGGAUUUCUCUGGAAAGCGCGGCUA
Messenger RNA from Dissoconium aciculare CBS 342.82, 394 nucleotides. RefSeq lists its product as uncharacterized. The transcript is spliced from 2 exons. The record is from RefSeq and is a predicted model, not a curated record. Lineage: Eukaryota; Fungi; Ascomycota; Dothideomycetes; Mycosphaerellales; Dissoconiaceae. The coding region runs from base 115 to 291 and encodes 58 amino acids.